Diachasmimorpha longicaudata is the source of this 3920-nucleotide messenger RNA. RefSeq names its product soluble guanylate cyclase 88E (gene Gyc88E). Gene Ontology annotation, cellular component: guanylate cyclase complex, soluble. Gene Ontology annotation, biological process: response to oxygen levels; cGMP biosynthetic process; nitric oxide-cGMP-mediated signaling. Gene Ontology annotation, molecular function: heme binding; nitric oxide binding; oxygen sensor activity. The record is from RefSeq and is a predicted model, not a curated record. NCBI's taxonomy places the organism in Eukaryota, Metazoa, Arthropoda, Insecta, Hymenoptera, Braconidae. The coding region runs from base 1396 to 3906 and encodes 836 amino acids. The transcript is spliced from 12 exons.
GCAAUUACUACCGCUUGUCCCCUUCCGUGAAAAAAACCAAGAUGUCUGAUUCAAGUAGUGAAAUAAUCUUUUGACAAUUCAGUGUUUCAAGCAGUACAUGGAUGAAUAAAUAUUCAUCCCCUCACAUAUAAAUAUUUCAUAAAUAUUCGGAGAUUGCGUUAUUUUUAUUUUUAUUUACUUCGCGGUGGGGAAAAAACGAAUGGACAUAAUGCAUGCACAUUUUCGCGCCUACAUGUUGCAUACCAACUUGUUGCACUCAACUGUCAGCAAUGAUAAUUUUUCCAAUCAGAUGUCAACGCCCAUAGCCGUUGGUGAAUCGUCCCAGACUUAGCGAAUACAAUUAAUCAAAAUAAUUAUAAAUAAACAUCAAUUGUUUGCAUUAUUCCUUUCAAUUGAAUACUGACUCCGAUGAAUUUCUGUAGUGAAGUGGUAAAACGAGAUUUUAAUUAUCUAAUGAGGAUUAGACGAGUGCCCUUUGCUUUGAUAGUCUCUCCUGGCUUAUAAUGCAUAAUCAAUUUUUAUAUCGCGAACACGAGAGGUACAUUGGUCUCAAGGGUCGCGUAUCGAAAAGGGCAAUCUCACAAAUGAGUUUAAUCGAAGGUAAAGAGAAGUGCGGAUCAACGAGAGGUUGUAAGAGGUUGUAGAUCUGUCCCACUCAGGUUAAAUCUGUAACUUUGCAAUUGAAUAUGUUAAUAAAUAUUUAUUCCGAAUACGUGCCGUUUCGUCCGCAUAGUUAGUUGCUCCGGGGUCCCUCGUCAAAACUCGUUUUAGGAAAAUAAAAAAAUAUUGUACGUAAGGAACUAGCCGAUGGGACAUGAUUCCUCAAACAUUGUUUCAACUACCUGAAUGGAAGGAGGAAUAAAAGAAUAAUUUUAUGAGUCAGUUGAGACUACGUAGUGACAGUGAAUUAAGAGGAAAAAGCGUUGCAGUUUCGUGUGUGCUAUGUGCUAUUGGAGUGUUAUUUUAUUGAGUUCAAUUAAAUUUAAUAAAUGAAAUCAUUACCACUGGGAGAGAAGAGAUUUUAUUGAAAUUCAUUAUUACAGCAUGUGGUGUUUAUUUGAGAAUAUUUUUUUAGUGACUCCUCCAGUGGUCUUUGCCAGUGAAUUCAGUCUCUUUUAAUAGACACUUUUAGUAUUAACCAGUGCGAGUAGCGCAAGAUGCACGACUCUCACCCUAAUAAAACGCGGUGAGAGAAAAUUGGGAAAAUUGAGAGUCUGAGGGGAUUGACUAGUUGGAAUUAAAUAGUUUACGAAUUGCUCGAUGGAUCUGGCCGAGUGUUGGCGUCUGUAAUGGUGACGUUUGUGGUAAUGCAAUAUAUCGGUUGAAGGGAGACGAGGGCUGCUCGCUGGUAUAUCUGUUGGAGCUUGAGAUUGAGUUACAAUUAAAUUAAGAAUCAUGUACGGAUUGAUCCUGGAAAAUUUGGCGGAGUAUAUUAGACAGGUGUAUGGAGAAGAAAAAUGGGAAGAGAUACGAAGGCAGGCUGCCGUCGAUCAGCCGAGCUUCAGUGUUCAUCAAGUCUACCCUGAAAAUUUAAUCCCAAGACUUGCGAAAAAGGCGAUACAAGUCCUGGGAAUAUCGGAGAAGGAUUUUUUCGAUCAAAUGGGUGUACAUUUCGUGGGAUUCGUGGGACAAUACGGAUAUGAUCGUGUGUUAUCCGUACUUGGUCGACACGUUCGUGAUUUUCUGAAUGGUCUUGACAACCUCCACGAAUAUCUCAAGUUUUCAUACCCCAGAAUGCGAGCACCCUCCUUCAUUUGUGAAAACGAAACACGUCAAGGUCUAACUCUGCACUAUCGGAGCAAACGUCGAGGCUUCGUCUACUACACAAUGGGACAAAUUCGCGAAGUCGCCAGAUAUUUUUACCACAAGGAAUUGCAAAUCGAACUUGUCAGGGAAGAAGUGCUGUUCGAUACUGUUCACGUUACCUUUCAAUUGACAUUCGAUAAUCGAGCAUUUACAUUUGCAUCGCUCGCCAUGACUCGAGAGGAAAAACAUUUGCCGAUUGGCGCAUCAGUUUUAUUCGAAAUAUUUCCCUUUUGCAUUGUCUUUGGGUCCGACAUGGUGGUGAGAAGCAUUGGAAAUUCUUUGAUGGUGAUUCUCCCUGAAUUGAUUGGUAAAAAAAUAACCCACUGGUUCGAUCUCGUUCGACCCCUGAUCGCCUUCAAAUUUCAAUCGAUACUGAAUAGAACCAAUAACAUAUUCGAACUAGUAUCGGUGGAGCCGAUAUUAACGGAGCGUCCGUCAGACCGCAAGAAGAACGCUAUAAUGCUCAGUGAUGACAGCCUCAAUGCCCCUGAUGACAAGACACUGCGGCUGAAGGGCCAAAUGAUUUAUAUGGACAACUGGAGAAUGAUGAUGUACCUUGGCACGCCGGUGAUGCCCGAUUUGAACGCAUUGAUUGCUACCGGGCUCUAUAUCAAUGACCUGUCAAUGCACGAUUUCAGCAGAGACUUGAUGUUGGCUGGAACACAACAAUCGGUGGAGUUGAAACUGGCCCUCGAUCAGGAGCAGCUCAAGAGCAAAAAAUUGGAGGAGUCUAUGCGCAAAUUGGACGAGGAGAUGAAACGAACUGAUGAGUUGCUGUACCAGAUGAUACCAAAACAAGUGGCCGAUCGUCUGCGCAACGGUGAAAGUCCGAUUGAUACUUGCGAGAUGUUCGAUGCGGUGUCAAUUUUAUUUUCUGAUGUUGUCACUUUUACUGAGAUAUGCAGCCGUUUAACACCAAUGGAGGUUGUCUCCAUGCUCAAUGCCAUGUAUUCUUUAUUCGAUACGCUGACCGAGAGGAAUCGAGUGUACAAGGUUGAAACGAUUGGAGACGCAUACAUGGUGGUCUCUGGAGCACCAUCUAAGGAGACUGACCACGCUGAUCGAGUAUGUGAUAUGGCACUCGAUAUGGUAGAAGCCAUUAAAGAUCUCAAAGAUCGUUCAACAGGUGAACAUUUGCAAAUUCGCGUGGGUAUUCACAGUGGAGCUGUUGUAGCCGGAAUAGUCGGCUUAAAAAUGCCUCGCUAUUGUCUUUUCGGUGAUUCCGUUAAUGUCGCAUCAAGAAUGGAAGCAACAAGUGAAGCUAUGCAGAUACACAUAUCGCAAUCAACGAAAGAAUUACUGUCCCCGUCCUACAAAGUUAAAGAACGCGGUGAAAUUCAAGUAAAGGGGAAAGGAUCGAUGAAAACAUAUUGGCUUGAGACGCGAAUAUCGCGAAUAAGCAUUGGUAAGAGUCUCAUAAAUCAGAGACCUCCGGAGUGGAUGAACACAGCUGAAAAAAUAAUGUCACCAGGCAGCAAUGUGUCCCAUACCAAUAGCGUAACAUCUAAUUCGUCAAAUAAAGUGUUCGAUCGAAUUCCGUACAUGGAAUCCUCGGCAAAAAUUUCAGCUUCAAAAUUAUCGUCACCCGUGAGCCCCUUGAGCUCAACAGCACUGGCUUCUGAUGAGAGAAGAAUUUAUUCGCCGAUAACUUUUCAAGAUGUUGCACGACGAUCUGUUGCGAAUUCUCCAACGAAACACCCAGACACACGAGAAAUGCGAUCGAAUUCCGUCGGUGCAGUCUCCUCGAUCGCCGGGAGCCCCAAAAAUGUCUUCGGCUGUCUCCUGAAUGACACCCAGGAACACUUUCGUCAGCACCGCGACAAGAUGCUGUCCCAAAAUCAAGAGUCACCCGCCGUUCACAGCCGACUCGAACCCAAGCAGAAUCUGAAGAGCACAUCAUCAGAAGUAUCAAUCGACAGUGCAUGCUCCAACAACAAUGAACAUCAUCGUGUGGAUGCAGUUUCGAUGAAAUCAUUAGGUGAUAGCGAAUUAUCUCGGAAUCUGCAGCUCCUUGUACAGCCAGAUCAAUGUUGCCCUGGUUUUCCACUACCAAAACCAGGAAAGGUCAGAAAUCAGAGCAACGCUUGUAGCAUUUGUUGAUUAUUUAUAAAAUA